This is a messenger RNA of Heterobilharzia americana, 3336 nucleotides long. The record is from the annotation of a GenBank genome assembly. NCBI's taxonomy places the organism in Eukaryota, Metazoa, Platyhelminthes, Trematoda, Strigeidida, Schistosomatidae.
GCCUUAUCACUGGCUCCGUUGCUCCACUGGACAAACCAGCUGUCAGCUAGUGAAAAGAAAAACCUAUUAUUUACGUUACUGUUGUUCACCAGUGAGCAGAGUUGUUUAAACCAUUCAAUCUUAAUUGUCAAAUCAACGCUUUUCUGCAUAGCUCCCGAAAAUUCUGUUUGUGACCGCUGUUAUCACUAUGUUUUGUGGUGUUGAAACUCAAACACAAAAGGAUUGAGUUCAAUUCGACUGGAUUUGCUAUAAAUAUUUCAGCAGUUUUCUUUCAAAAAUCACAGCUACCAAAUUUAUUGGGAUCAUGAAUUUGAAUGCUGUUGACAUAGUGAUUCUUGUGAUCUACUUCAUAGCAUUGCUAGGCACUGGACUAUAUGUAAUUUUUUGAAUAACUUACUACUACUCAAUAUUUUCAGGCUUUAUUUGCUUCAAGCAGAGGGACUGUCAGUGGUUACUUUUUGGCAGGACGCUUUAUGACAUGGCUUCCAGUCGGUGCAUCACUAUUUGCUAGUAACAUUGGCAGUGAACAUUUUAUUGGUUUAGCUGGAUCAGGAGCAGCUGCAGGUAUAGCUGUUGGUGCUUUUGAGUUAAAUGCCUCACUUUUACUUCAGCUUUUAGGAUGGGUUUUUUUGCCAGUUUAUAUUGCCAGUGGAGUUUGUACAUUACCGGAAUAUAUGAAAAAGCGUUUUGGUGGUGAAAGAAUUCAUAUUUAUCUAGCUCUGUUGUCUCUUAUACUUUAUAUCUUUACAAAAAUAUCAGUUAAUUUAUACUCAGGUUCCUUGUUUCUAACUGAAGCAUUAAAAUGGAAUACUUGGGUAUCAAUAGUUCUGCUGCUUUUACUAACUGGUCUCAUCACUGUAACAGGUGGAUUGGCAGCCGUUCUUUAUACUGAUACACUGCAGUUUUUUGUUAUGAUAAUCGGUGCUAUAAUAUUAUCUGUAAUAAGCUAUCUACGUGUUGGUGGCUUCCCGGGUAUCCUAUCUUCUUAUGGUCAAGCUAUAGCACAGAUAAAUAUAUCUUCCAUUGAAAGCUCUAAUCUAAUUAUCAGUUUAGCCAAUGCAUUGAACGCAACUAAAAAAACAAUCUCACUUACAGAAUUAGCAGAUUUACCAGAGGUUCCAUCAAAUCUGAAAUGUAGUUUACCUUCUUCAAAGGCUUUUACAUUAUUACGUGAAAUUGAUGAUCCUGAUAUGCCAUGGCUUGGAUUUCUACUUGGUCAAACACCUGCAUCUAUAUGGUAUUGGUGUACUGAUCAGAUGAUGGUACAACGUGUUUUAGCAGCGAAAAGUUUAUCUCAUGCACAAGGUGCCACAUUAAUGGCUGGCCUUAUUAAACAACUACCAUUAUUUAUAAUGGUGAUUCCUGGGAUGAUAAGUCGAAUAUUAUUUCCAGAUGAGAUUGGUUGUACUCCUGGACCAAACUGUUAUCGUAUAUGUGGACAGAAAAGUGGUUGUUCAAAUUUAGCCUAUCCUAAACUUGUCAUCAAUAUUAUGCCAUCAGGUCUAAGAGGUCUUAUGUUAGCUGUAAUGUUGGCUGCACUGAUUUCUGAUUUAACAUCAAUAUUCAAUUCAGCUAGUACACUAUUUACUGUUGAUAUUUACCAGAAGAUAAGAAAAAAUGUUAAAAAUAUGGAAUUAAUGAUUGUUAGCCGAAUCUUUGUAAUCGUGUUAAUCUUAUUGAGUAUUGCCUGGAUUCCAGUGAUUCAAGAAUUGCAAGGGAGUCAGUUAUUUCUAUAUAUUCAAGCGAUUUCAGCUUAUCUUGCUCCCCCAGUAGCAUCUGUCUACUUAUGUGCUGUGCUCAUUAAACGGAGUACAGAAAGGGGAGCAUUUGUUGGUUUAAUCUAUGGUUUAAUAAUUGGAUUAAUUCGAUUAAUUUUAACAAUUAUUUAUCAUGAACCAAUAUGCGGUGAAUUAGAUACCAGACCAUGGAUUAUUAAACAUAUUCAUUAUAUGUAUUUUGCAUUGUUUUCAUUCAUUACAUGUGGUAUAAUAGUCUGUUUAAUAUCAUUCACUGAAAAACCUCCAACAAAUGAACAAUUAUACCGUUUAACUUAUUGGACAGCAUGGGAUAAUUCAAAUUCUAUAACACAAAUAAUAACGACAUCAACAACAUUGUAUACAGUGAAAUCACAAAAUGGUAUUCAUUUCAAUGAUAAUAACAUAAUGAAUAAAUAUGAUCAUCGAAAUGAUGACAAUGUUGAUGGUGGCAGCGGAGGCGGAGGCGAUUCCAUCGAUAGUAUUCAUCAUAUCAGUAAUAAACCAUAUUAUAAAGAUGAAAUGAUAACACGAGCAAAAGUUUCUAAUCAUAAACUUUGUCAUUCAGAUAUUGAUGAGGAGAAAAAUACUCCUUUAGAUUUUCAACUUGAUAAUGGUAAUAUUGAAAAUAAACAACCUGUAAAUAAAACAAUAACAGAAGUACGUGAUGAUUGUAAAGAAGUGGAAUCAUUUACACUGCAUACCUCAUCAUUAUCAUCAUCAUCAUCAUAUGCGUAUAGAUUAAUGAAAAAUAUUUGUCUAUGGUUUUGUGGUUGUACUGAUCAUCCAUGUUCUGAUGUUGAAUUACGCAAUAAAUUUGGGUGUAAAUGUUGUUUCAGUGAUAUAAAAAAGAAGAAUUCAUCGUCAACAUUUAAAGAAAAGACUAAUGAUGAUGAUGAUGAUCAUAUUGAAAAAAGGAUACAUAUUGAUCAAGAGAAAUAUUUAGCUAAGAUAACAAGUUUAAAACAAGAUCCACAAAUAAAACUUGGAUUAUAUAUUGGCUUAAUUUUAAUUAUAAUUUUGUCAAUUUUUGGUUUUAUAUUUUUCUCAGUUUAUUUUGGUCCAAUUUCAAUUGGUCCAUUACCAAUUAUUGGUAAUUCGACAAAUUUCAAUGAAACAUUAAUUAAACAAUUACAAUUAUUAGAAAAGAAUAAAUUAAUUAUUAUACAUUAAAAAAAAAGAAGGAAAUUUAAUUGUAUGUUGAAAUUCAAUUCUCUUUUUUUAUGAACUCUUACUGUUCCCCCCCUCCCUGUCACCCCCAUAGCAACAAGAAUGUCAGGUGAGGUAACAAAGUGUGCCAUAUAUAUGCGUAGAAGUUGCUCAUAUGUGUAUGUGUGUGUGUGUGUGUGUGUGUGUGUGUGUGUGCAUCUUCAAAGUUAUCAGUUAAUGUUAUUUUGGAUUUCACUAUGUAAAAUAAGCUACCAAUAUAGAGAAAGAGAGAAAAGUAACUCACUUAGAUGUUUUCCAAUGUAUUUUUUUGCUCUUCUUUUUUUCUCUGGUUUUCUACACAUAAACACAUGCACAUCUAUACACAUAUGAACAUUUUUUUGUUUUCGUAAUAAAUAAUUUCUACUAUUUAUUG